AUGGACUCCCCUAUUGUACAUUCCGCUUACGACCCGUCCGGUCAAUAUCUGUGCUAUGUCACUGUAGCUUUGGAUAAGCAACGUGUUGGUGUGCAGCCCACUCAAAGAGCUACUUCCUCCGGAAUCGACACUGUAUGGAACGAAAACUUCCUGUAUUUGGACGACUCUAAAUUGAAAGUUACGUGCUUGAAGUGGGUGACUUUGGCCUCUUCAGACACUGUGGCUAUUAUACUGGGUAUGAAUAACGGUGAAAUCUGGCUGUAUUCCGUAUUGGCGAACGAGGUCACUUAUAAAUUCACUACGGGAAAUUCGUAUGAGAUUAAAGAUCUAGAUUUGAUGGGCGACCAGCUGUGGUGCAUUGACUCCAACGACAUGUUUUACCAGUUCGAUCUUUUACAAUUCAAAUUAUUACAGCAUUUUAAAAUAAACGACUGUGUCCAAUUGAGUAGAUUGGCCAUUGUUCCCGCAGCCAAUUCAGCUACGCAACUCUUGGUGGCAUCUCAUUCCAUUUCCUUGAUUGAUAUCAAAGAGAAAAAAGUGGUAACGACAUUCCCAGGUCAUGUAUCCCCAGUUUCCAUAUUGAGGAAUAUAACCAGUGAUUAUUUCAUAUCUGGUGCAGAAAACGACAGAUUUUUGAAUGUAUACGACAUCCACUCUGGUAUGACCAAAUGUGUUCUGGUGGCUGAAGCAGAUAUCAGAGAAGUAUCCCAUUCUGGUCAAGCAGACUCUAUUGUAGUCACCACUGAAGAUGGUAAUCUAGAGAUCUUUGUCGAUCCAUUAAUUUCAAAUUCAACAAAGAAAAGAGGUAACAAGUCUAAGAAAUCUACCAAGAAGGUCCAGAUCGCUAGUAAAGAUAGCAAAAAGGUUCCGAUUUAUAAUGCCUUCAUAAAUAAAGACCUAUUGAACGUUUCGUGGUUACAAAACGCUACAAUGCCAUUUUUCAAAAACUUGCAAUGGAAAGAGCUGCCUAAUGAAUACACCGUUGAGAUAACUUUAGGUUUGAAUAUCAAAAAUAAAUCCGCCGACCGUGAUUUACAUGGCAAAGAUCUCGCUGCAGCCACAAACUAUGUGGAAGGUAAUGCAAGAGUCACUUCAGGUGAUAACUUUAAGCACGUUAAUGAUGCUAUUAAGAGUUGGGAAAGAGAAAUGACGUCUUUGGAACAAGACCAACCCAAAUCCCCAGGGACAAACGAACUACUAACCGAAUCUUUUGGUGAUAAGCUGGAAUCGGGMACCAUUGCAAGGCUCAACGGGAAAAAGAACAACUCGAAAACUUCCAAUCUCAAGACCGCGACUACAACAGGUACAGUCACGGUCAUCCUGUCACAAGCAUUACAGUCAAACGAUCAUUCGCUCUUGGAGACCGUACUCAAUAACCGUGACGAAAGAGUCAUUAGGGAUACGAUUUUUCGACUACAACCAGCCCUGGCUGUCAUUCUAUUGGAAAGGUUAGCCGAGAGAAUUGCAAGACAAACUCACCGUCAAGGACCACUGAAUGUUUGGGUCAAAUGGUGUUUGAUCAUACACGGUGGCUAUUUGGUUUCCAUUCCAAACCUUAUGUCUACUCUGUCUUCGUUGCAUUCCACAUUGAAAAGGCGUUCCGAUUUGUUACCAAGACUGCUAGCACUGGAUGCCAGACUGGAUUGCACUGUAAAUAAAUUCAAGAGUUUGAGUUACGAAACGAGCGAUGUCUACUCGUCAGAAACAGUUGUUGAUGACGAUGAAAGUGACGUUGAAUACAAUGAAGAACUCGACGAUGCCGGCCUUAUAGARGAUGGCGAAGAAUCUUAUGGAAGUGAAGACGAAGAAAGUGAUAGCGACGAUAACGAAGAGGAGAAACACGUCUCUCCAAAACAAGAUGGACGCUUAGAAGAAGAGCAGGUUGACCACGAAGAAGAGGAAGCCGGUUAUAGUGAUGUUGAAAUGGAAUAG
Saccharomyces eubayanus is the source of this 1932-nucleotide messenger RNA. It is a transcript of the gene UTP5, whose product is annotated as Utp5p. The transcript has a single exon. The coding region runs from base 1 to 1932 and encodes 643 amino acids. The record is from RefSeq and is a predicted model, not a curated record. Gene Ontology annotation, biological process: maturation of SSU-rRNA from tricistronic rRNA transcript (SSU-rRNA, 5.8S rRNA, LSU-rRNA). Gene Ontology annotation, cellular component: nucleolus. Lineage: Eukaryota; Fungi; Ascomycota; Saccharomycetes; Saccharomycetales; Saccharomycetaceae. Gene Ontology annotation, molecular function: protein binding.